AUGGAGGUCUAUUUCCUGUUUGGGUGACGUCAGAGUUCCUGUUGAGAAAGUACACAAAAUGUCUACGACAUUUCUUUUGUACGUGUUGUUAUUUAUAUAUCUAUGAUGAGAGUAUGAUGGGCACGUGUAUUGAGGUGAAGGACAACCUCGCGUUCAGACAGUUCAGUCGACGGAAAGAGAGAGAACCACUGUCACCGGGAUGAUCAAACACACGUUUCGAGCGGCCAGUCGUGUCCUUUCUCCCGGCGUGCGCUGCUUCUCCAGCGGAGAAGUGACUGAAGAUGCGUCUGAAUGGGCGGCCUCGCUCACUAAGAAGGCGUCUCUCUAUGUACACUGGCCCUAUUGUCUCAGGAGGUGCACCUACUGCAAUUUUAACAAGUACAUACCCAAAGACAAUAACGACCACGUCAUGACUAAGUGCCUUCAGUGGGAGACAGAGACACUGCUGCAGCUCAGUCAAGUAUCCCGUAUCAGCUCAGUAUUUUUUGGUGGUGGAACUCCAAGCCUGGCUCAUCCUUCAACCAUCGCUGCAGUCCUUGAAACUAUUUCCAGGCAGACAAAUCUCUCAGACAAGGCUGAAGUCACGCUUGAGGUCAACCCUACUCCAGCAGGAAUGGCAAAGUUAGAGGAAUACCAACGUGCUGGGGUGAACCGUUUCUCUAUUGGCGUCCAGUCUCUGCAGGAUGAAGACUUGAGAAGUCUGGGAAGAGACCACAGUUCUCAUGAAGCUUUGAAAACUAUUGAAGAGGCCAGAAGGCUGUGCCCUGGUAGGGUGUCAGUGGACGUCAUGUUCGGACGGCCCAAACAGACUGUUGAAUCCUGGCAAAAUGAGUUGUCUGAGCUGUUGAAGAUUUGCGAUGACCAUGUGUCUCUGUACCAGCUGACAUUGGAGCGAGGCACUCAGCUGUUUAAACAAGUGCAAUCUGGACAAGUGACUUUGCCUGCUGAAGAUGUGACAGCAGAGAUGUACCAGUGCGCCAGGAAUACUCUUCACCAGCACGGCCUCGUGCAGUAUGAGGUGUCCAAUUUUUCAAGACACAAUUCGGUGAGUCAUCACAAUCUGAACUACUGGAAGGGAACGCAAUACAUAGGUGUUGGCCCAGGAGCACAUGGGAGGUUUGUCCCUCUGGGGGAGGGAGGUGUUGUUAGGGAGGCCCGGACCCAGACUUUGGAGCCUGACGUGUGGAUCCGUGAAGUCCUGCAGCGUGGACAUGGGACACGGAGGCGGAUCCAACUCAGUCAUCUUGCUUUGUUGGAGGAGGUGUUGGUGAUGGGAAUGAGAAUGACCAAGGGUAUUAAUCACAAGCACUGGGAAUUGUUUUGCCCUCAACUGGGCCUCCAUGAAAUUUACGGUGCAUCUGUUGAUGUUCAAGAGUUUCUACAGGAUGGACAACUGAUUCUGGAUGACAGGGGGCUGCGGUGCUCCUGGGAGGGUCUGGCCUUACUGGACAGCAUGCUCCCGGCUCUGCUGGUGGAGCUUGAAAGACAAAUUCUUCAGAGGCUACCCAAGGACCACACUGUGCUUACAAAUGAACAAAUAACCACCUAAACCCCUUAACAGAGCAGACAACUUCAUAGAAUAUGUGUUUGUGGAUGUUUUGUUUUGUAGCUGACAAGCAUGGAAAACAAUGAAAUUCAAUAAAUGGUAUCUACACUUGA
Molecule: messenger RNA, 1659 nt
Organism: Mugil cephalus (flathead mullet)
Lineage: Eukaryota; Metazoa; Chordata; Actinopteri; Mugiliformes; Mugilidae
Gene: rsad1
Product: radical S-adenosyl methionine domain containing 1
Exons: 9
Coding region: 200-1549 (449 amino acids)
Biological process (GO): porphyrin-containing compound biosynthetic process
Cellular component (GO): cytoplasm
Molecular function (GO): coproporphyrinogen oxidase activity; 4 iron, 4 sulfur cluster binding
Source: RefSeq, a predicted model, not a curated record